Messenger RNA from Rotaria sp. Silwood1, 330 nucleotides. Lineage: Eukaryota; Metazoa; Rotifera; Eurotatoria; Philodinida; Philodinidae. The record is from the annotation of a GenBank genome assembly.
AUGUCAGAGAUUCCUAUUCAUAUUCGACAUUGCAUUUUGUAUGAGUUCCAACAGGGGAACAAUGCAAGUGCUGCUGUUCGCAAUAUAUGUGCUGCACUUGGUGAAGGUGUUGUUGCUGAUCGCACUUGUCAAGAUUGGUUUAAAAAGUUUCUGGAAGGUGCCAUGACAUUGGAAGAUCGUCCAAGAUCUGGACGUCCUAUGGAAUAUGAUAUUGAACGAUUAAAAAUCCUGAUCAAAGACAAUCCACAAUUAACCACCCGUGAAUUAUCAGCUAUGCUUGGGGAUCAUCAUUCAAAUGAAGUCACUGCAACUGUUGAAAUUGUCAUGUAA